Messenger RNA from Ornithodoros turicata, 3099 nucleotides. RefSeq lists its product as uncharacterized. The coding region runs from base 1 to 3099 and encodes 1032 amino acids. The transcript has a single exon. Gene Ontology annotation, biological process: DNA integration. The record is from RefSeq and is a predicted model, not a curated record. Gene Ontology annotation, molecular function: nucleic acid binding. Lineage: Eukaryota; Metazoa; Arthropoda; Arachnida; Ixodida; Argasidae.
AUGAAGCUCGUCAGUGCCUUCGGAGAUGAGGUGGUCGCGGAAUUGGCGUACGUUCCGUUGAAAUUGGCAGAUAGCUCGCCCUAUGUUUCCGAACAGCCCUCUGACCCAGUGUUCUUGUGCGCGUUAGUGGACCGCAUGGCUAAGAGAGUGAAUGCGCUAAUCACUCCAGAUGUGUACAAGGGGUUGUCUGACGCAAGUGCAAAAGUAAUGGUAGAUGAGGGUGACGCUCCGGAGGAAGCGCAGAACGCUCAGGAGCACGCUGACAAUGAGGACCAUUGUGAGUCAACGACCGUGUUAGGUGUAGGGCACGAUAAGGGAUGUGAUCCUGCUACAGGCGAUAACAACUCCCCGCGGCAGAUUUUUAUGAAUAGCCAGAGUGAGGAUGGAAGUCUUAGAGAGGCAUGGGAGCAAGCGAGAGCAGGAAAACACGGGAUGAUAGUUGUUGACGGCCUGUUAUCUCAUAGUGACUACGUAAAUGGGCGCGAAUGCAGGCAGUUAGUCCUCCCAAAAGAAAGACGUAGUGAGGUUCUACGACUGGCACAUGAUUCGGACUGGGCAGGGCACCUAGGCGAGCGAAAGACGCUGCAGCGUAUAAAGAGCUCAUUUUACUGGCCAGGUAUCACCACCGACGUGAAGCGCUAUUGCCAGAGUUGCCACCAGUGCCAAAUUAAAGCGCCAACAAGAAUGACAGACAGAGUACCGAUUGCACCGAUAGCUAGGCCACGUACCCCCUUCCAAGUUAUUAACAUGGACUGUAUAGGUCCCGUUAAUCCUCCAUCAGCCCGUGGACAUCGCUACGCGCUGUGUGUGGUUGACUUAUGUACGAGAUGGACUGAGGUCGUGUGCUUGCGAGCCCUUACGGCAAAGGCUACCUGCGAAGCCCUGUUAGACAUAUUCUCGCGUCUCGGUGUACCGGAGACCAUAUGCUCGGAUCAAGGGACGAACUUUACCUCUCAUUUGACUAGGGAAUUUCUGGCACGAAUGGGCGCGACGCCGCGUUUCUCCACACCCGAUCACCCCCAGAGUAAUGGAUUAGUGGAGAGGUGGAAUGGUACCUUCAAGUCAAUGCUAUACCACACAGUCGAAAAACAUGGGCGGAACUGGGAUAAACAUAUUCCUUUCUUACUCUGGGCAUAUCGCGAAGUCCCAAAUGCGACUACGGGGGAGACACCCUUCGAAAUGAUGUAUGGGAGAGUGCCCACUGGACCGCUAACAAUCUUGCAGAAAAUGUGGUCAGGAGAAUGGACAGUGCCUGAUGGGCUAAGCACGUCUGCUGUAGAAUAUCUGAGCGACCUGAGGAAAAGACUUUGCGAAGCGGAAGAACGGGCGAGAGAAACAGGCAGUGCAAAUCAAGAGAACUACUGUAAUCGCUACAACCUAAGAUCGCGGGAGAAACAGUUUCAGGAAGACGACCAGGUUCUUAUUCUAGAACGGGAUGGCACCGGGAAGUUGAUGUCAAGGUGGAUAGGGCCAGUUACAGUUAUUCGACGCCUAAGACCGUACACCUAUCAGGUCAGGUUGAGUGACAAGAACUUUAGGACGGUGCACGCGAAUAAGCUCAGACCAUAUCACGCCCGAGUGAGCUCCGUAGGAGUAAUUUUCGAGGAUGAUGUAGAUUUUGGACAGGUUGAGAUGAUACCUACGAAGAAGAGAGAGCGGAACUUCAUAAAUUCAGUGGAGGCGGACCAUCUAAGCCCUGGCCAGAGAGGACAAUUGUUGUCAUUGAUCAAAACGAUGCCGCAAGUGUUCAGGGACACGCCUGGUGAAUGUAAGGUGGGCAAACAUGUGAUAAGGAUAAAACCGGGCGAGGAACCACAACGAGUGUAUCCCUACAAAAUUCCAAUGGCCUAUCGCAAAGAAGUAGAGCGACAGAUCAGUGAAUUAUUGGAAUGGGGACUGAUUUACCCCACAGAAAGCAAGUUUGCGCAUCCCAUUGUGUGCGUGAGCAAGAAAGAUGGAGGCAUGCGCCUCUGUGUAGACUAUCGCAAGCUUAACGCGAUCACGGAGCCUGACGCGUUUCCGAUGAGUCAGAGCACAGAAAUUCUGUACCAGGUAGCUCGUGCGAGAUACAUCACAGUAAUCGAUAUGCUCAGAGGGUACUGGCAGAUCAGGUUGGAUGAGGAGUCGCAACAGUGUACAUCGUUUAUCACUCACCAUGGCCAGUACGCCUGGAAGGUGAUGCCUUACGGCCUCAGAAAUUCGGCAUCGACCUUUCAGAGAACGAUCAACGAAAUUAUGGCACCACAUAGUGAAUACGCAUGUGCGUACAUUGAUGACGUUGCGAUAUAUUCAGCUACAUGGGAGGACCACUUAGAACACCUGGCCAGAGUGUUGGGAUCAGUAGCAGCAGCGGGCUUGACAGUAAACUUGAAGAAAUGUAAGUUCGCCCAAAACAGGGUUCAUUACCUAGGGCACAUUGUAGGAUCUGGUACGCACGCCCCGGAUCCUGAACGGAUCAAGGCAGUUGAAAAUAUCGCCCGCCCCGAGACCAAGAGCCAACUUCGAAGCUUCCUCGGGAUAUGCAAUUAUUACCGUGAUUAUGUGCCGCGUUAUUCAGAAAUUGUCCUUCCGCUCACUAAUAUGACGAACCGUCGCACUCCACAGAGGCUCCCGUGGAGUGAGGAGGCAACCAGAUCCUUUCAAGAAAUUAAGGAAGCCUUAGCGAACGCUCCCUCUCUUUUUGCUCCGGACCCGUCGAGAGAUUACAUUUUAGCCACUGACGCGUCAGGGUCCGCAGUUGGCGCUUGUCUCGCACAGGAACAUGAAAACGGCAGGGAAUGCCCUGUAGCGUUCCUAAGUAGGAAGCUCACGCCUGCUCAAACACGAUGGGCAACUAUCGAGCGCGAAGCGUUUGCUAUCAUAUGGUCAUUGCAACGACUCGAAACUUGGCUCUUUGGCGCCACUAUCAAGGUUGUGACGGACCACAACCCACUCAAGUACCUAACCUUGACCACCCCACAUAGUGCCAGACUGACGCGGUGGGCCCUCGCGUUGCAACGAUUCAACAUUACCAUUGUACAUAAAAAGGGAUCUCUGAAUUGUAACGCUGACGCCCUUUCGAGAUUGACCACUGCUGAUGAGCACUCUCCGGUUAGCUAG